AUGUUCAUUUAUGGUAGAACCUUCCUGCUUACCCUUUUAUUGGGUAUUACUACAUACAUUCAUAAGUCCAAAUGCUAUAGGGAUUACUCAAAUGAUUCAUAUGACAUAUUCCAUGAGACGCCAAGUGCAGAAUCAAAUUUCUGGAACGAACAAAAAUAUGCGGCAGCCAAAAACAACCUCUUAAACUCGUUAGAACAAAAUGACGAUUUCUUUGCGGACGGGCUAAAUGCAAAGGUCCAUGAUGACCAUGAUAACGAAGAGGACGAUUAUAACAAUGAUAACGAUGAUGAAUCUACGGAAAAAAUUAGUCAUUUCAUGCACAAGUACGCCUCCGAAGAAAUGCUUCCUCGAUCAAGAAAAGGAAAGGGAUUCCAAAAUGAUUCCAAUUCAUGGAAAACUAGUAGUAAUCAUGAGGAAAUUCCUGACGAAUUCAACAGUUAUGAUAGAUUCGAAUGUUCUUUUUAUGAAUUAGAGAGUGGGAAGCAUCACGGAACAGAAGCAAUUAGUGCGAUGACACCUAAUAAAUUUAAUAUCCAAAAAUCAGCUGAAGGGGAAGAAUACCAUAUUCCCAUUAAAAUAUCACGAAAUCCAUAUCGUAAUAAAUCUGUGCAAUCUUCAGAUUCUGAUUAUGGACACAGGAAGAAACGCCAAUCAUGGCUACAGGGAACAAUUAAAAGGCGUCAUUCAAAAUUCCGAUCAGAAAUGAAGAGAUUCAUGAAAAUUGCGUCAGGAAGAGGAAGAAUUUCUAAAGGUAGAGGUUUAUCAGGAUAUUUCAAGUUCUUAUGCAAUAAAUAUAGAGUAUUUACUCCACUUGCAAUUUCUGUAUGUUUAAAUAUCUUUGCUCUAUACAUUACGUAUACACAUUUUAGUGCACUCCUGUGCAUGUUUCUACUGCUUAUUUUUUCUUUGACUGUUUUGAUAGCCUCGUACUAUCUUCAUGUAGCACUAAACUGA
Plasmodium inui San Antonio 1 is the source of this 954-nucleotide messenger RNA. RefSeq lists its product as hypothetical. Bases 1 to 954 code for a protein of 317 amino acids. The transcript has 2 exons. Lineage: Eukaryota; Apicomplexa; Aconoidasida; Haemosporida; Plasmodiidae. The record is from RefSeq and is a predicted model, not a curated record.